AUUGAUUGAUUGCAAAAAUAUGUGUUUUAUUAUACAUUGUUUUACAUGAAAACGCAAACUAUAAGUAAAUAUCUAAUCAAAUGAUUUGAAUUUGUUUUUUGUUUGAUUCAAAUCAUAUGUUUUGAUUAUUUUUGUGUGAGAUAUGAAUGACAACACAAACAGCGGUUAUUUAUCCACCAAUUGGUCGCCGACUGCAACGCCCGACAACAACAGCAGUAGUAGUAGUAGUGGUGGUAGUAGUGGUCACAGUCAUCGUCGACGAUAUCAACACCGACGGGACGACAAURUGGACGACGAUCGACUGCUGGAUGAUAACAGUGACGAACGACAUCAACAGCGGAUGGCCGCCCGAUCGCUGUCGCAGACCCGAAAGGGACCGCAUUUUGACAGCCAAGACAUUAUGUGUCGCAAGGGCUGUGGCUUUUACGGCAAUCCCGAGUGGCGCGGACUUUGUUCAAAAUGUUUUCGGGCAGAACAACGAAAAGUAGACGCGAAAACACCCGACCAAAAGACCGACAAUAAUAGUCGGUCGUCUUAUGCCUCGUCAGUGAUGUCGCCGAUAAACAAAUGGAUUUCACCUGAAAUGCUAUCACUUUCGGCCUCUUUUUCAUCGUCAAAGUCAUCAUCGAAACCUUCGUCGACAAACAGUUCGACACAAUCCACRCCAUCGACCACAUCGUCGUCAACAUCGCCAUCAUUACCGACGUUUACGAAGUUCGAGGAGAAGAAGAGACAACAGUCGGACAAGAAGAGUAAGACAUUGAAAUCGAUAUUCAAAAGAGCGGCCACUUUUCGCGAGUCUAAGAGUAGUACACCGUCGACGCCUUCAUCAGCCACUCAGGCUCUUCAGUCGUGGACCGAUCGCCAAUUGUUUUCGUUUGAUACGCUUUCGCUCGGCGAAGAAGUUGUGGCCAAAUUUUUACGCGAAGCCGCCAUCCAUGACAUCAAACGACAGAUCAGCCGCAUUGUAGAUAAGAUUAACAAAAUACAGAAUAAGGUGACUAUCGAAGAAAUGUCUGAAACCAUACACGACUUUUACCAGUCGAUGAACACACGGUUCACGAGUAACCCGUUUUAUCGGGAAGCUAGCGGUGAACAGAUUGACCAGUUAGUUGACUUUACCGAACGCUAUCUGAUGCAACAAUUGUACCAAAUGUUGUUCACACGGAUUCAACACGAAGAAGAGGAACGCGAUUUGGCGCUUCAAAAACGGAUUCGUUCGCUGAACUGGAUUAUGGCACAGCAUUUGGAUGUCGACAUCAAUUUACGUCAUCCACAGAUCAAAGAUCUUGUCGACAAAGCAAUAACCGAAGCCAUUGAGAUGGACUCGAAACAGGUUCCGCUGGAAAAGUUGGAYUGCAUUAUGAACUGUAGUAAAACUAUUUUUAAAUUACUUCAAGUCAACUCACAGGAACCGGUCAGUGCUGACCAAUUUCUGCCGGCACUGGUGUUCAUUGUUAUCAAAGCUAAUCCGCCAUUGCUUCAGUCCAACAUCAAACUGAUCACCCGAUUCAGUACACCAUCGCGAUUGAUGUCCGGUGAGGCCGGCUAUUAUUUUACUAACCUGUGCUGUGCCACGUCGUUCAUUGAGAACUUGACCGCCGAUUCUCUAAAUAUGGGCGACCAAGAGUUUCAGAGUUAUAUGACUGGUGAGGCACAACCGCCCGGUGCUUAUCAACARUCGACAUUUUUGUGCGAAGCAUUCCGUAUAAUGGACUCCAAUAAGGCAUUGAUUGCCGAUCUCAAGGAUAGACAAACGAAAUCGGAAGCGCAACUGAAAGAGCUUUCCGAGAGUAUCAAUGAGUUUAGAGACGAUAUGUUAAGAAAAACGUCAAAAUAUCUUAAGCCAAUUGUUCCCAACGUGUAUUCAUUGCCGGCCGAAUUGGACAUUUGCUUAAUUCCCGAACAUUUUAAGGGAUGUGUUAUACAUUCGGACGGAAUUCUCAUUGAUUUGUUGGACAACAGCGAUGUGUCCGCCGAUAAAUAUAGUACUAAUUUAGAGGCCAGUGAUUCAAUUACUAACAGUGAGCCUACUAAUGGUGGUGACRGCAGUGGUCGUCAACGAAAUAGUGCUCAAAUAGCACUGGAAAGUCAAUUAUCAAUAGAUGAACACCAAUUGCCGCCACCGUUGGCGCCACAAAUAAUUCAAAGUCAUAAAUAA
Oppia nitens is the source of this 2161-nucleotide messenger RNA. RefSeq names its product rab5 GDP/GTP exchange factor-like (gene Rabex-5). Gene Ontology annotation, biological process: vesicle-mediated transport. Bases 143 to 2161 code for a protein of 672 amino acids. Gene Ontology annotation, cellular component: endocytic vesicle; cytosol. Gene Ontology annotation, molecular function: zinc ion binding; DNA binding; guanyl-nucleotide exchange factor activity. The transcript has a single exon. NCBI's taxonomy places the organism in Eukaryota, Metazoa, Arthropoda, Arachnida, Sarcoptiformes, Oppiidae. The record is from RefSeq and is a predicted model, not a curated record.